Paramecium octaurelia is the source of this 1402-nucleotide messenger RNA. Lineage: Eukaryota; Ciliophora; Oligohymenophorea; Peniculida; Parameciidae. The record is from the annotation of a GenBank genome assembly.
AUGAACUCAAUUGCCUGUUAUAAUGGUAAUUAUCAAAAUCCAGCCUAAUUCUUCUGCAAUAACCCAUUUUGUUAGAAAGAUAGAUUGUUUUGGGAAUGUUGUAUAAAUGUAAAACAUUCUUCACUUGCAAUAAAUGUUCAGGAAAUAUCAGCAUUCAGUAAUUAUGUCGAGAUUAUGAAAAAGGAUUUUUAGGAUUUGAAGUAGCAGAUAAAUCUACAAUUAGAAUAAUUAAUAAUUGCAUUCAAUACAAUUGGGGAUGUAAUUGGUAAUUACGAUUCACAUUCCUAUAAAAAUGUGUCUCUAGCCAUUUCUAAGCAAUUAAGUAAUGGAAUAAAUGCUAUAAUUCAUUUUAAAGAUAAUGAAAUAAAAUUAAAGAAAUUAUAGUAAGAAAAUCUUGAUGUAUUAACCAAAAUUGUGGAGAGUUUGCAAUUACAUGAUGAAAGCUCUCCAGAGAAAUCAUAAAUUAUAUAUGAGGUAUUGAAUGAAGCUUAAAUUAAGAAGAGCAUUGUUACGAAAUGGAUUUUAAUAAAGAUGCAUCAUUUUUAGCUGCAGGAUUUAUAUCUGGCAGUAUAAAGGUGUAUAACUUUAAUUAAGAAAGGUUGUAAUUAAUGCAGGAGAUUAAAAAACAUCAUAAUUCAGUGUAUUGCGUAAUAUUUUCUAAGAAAUCGAAUUAAUUUCUCUCAGCAGGUAAAGAUGAAAAAUUUCUGUAUGGGAACUAGAUGAGAAAGGAAAUUGGCUCUUGAAGAUAAAUUUAUAGGAUGGUUUUGAUUGGAUUUUUAGUUUAAUUACUAAUGUUAAUGAAGAUAUGAUUAUCUCUGGAGAUGAUUAAGGAGAAAUCAAAUUUUGGAAAAUUGAUAACUGUAAAUGCUUUUAUACUUUAAAACAGCAUAAAGGCAGAGUAUUGAGUUUAAGCUUAAAUUAAGAAUAAAAUUAAUUAAUUUCUUGUGCAGCUGAUAGAUAAGUCUUAGUGAGUUAAUUUUAAAAUAUGCAUACAUGGAUGGUUAUUUAAACACUUUUAUUAGAUUGGAUUCCAAGAAGAUUAUGUUUUAUAAAUGAUAUUACAUUUACUAUUUAAUGUGAAAAUCAGUAAUAUCUUUAUAUUUAUGAACUAUUUGAAAAUGAAAAAGAAUAUAAGAAAACAAAAGUUGUAGAUGUUAAAGGAAAUUAAGGUUGUUACUUUUGUUUUCCUUAAAAAUUUGUAUAAUCAAAAUAAAUUUUAAUGAGCAAGAAUAGUGAUUAAGUAAACUUCAUAAGAAGGAAUAAUUAAAACCAAAUUUAAUGUUAUUAUUCAAUUAAUUUUGGAACAGGUUAACUUUGGGGAACUAUCAGUAAUGAUGGAAAAUAUUUCGCAAUUUGGGAUAAUUAAUCUUGUCAAAUUUAAAUUAGAAAAUAUAUUGAAUGA